Penicillium antarcticum is the source of this 192-nucleotide messenger RNA. RefSeq lists its product as uncharacterized. NCBI's taxonomy places the organism in Eukaryota, Fungi, Ascomycota, Eurotiomycetes, Eurotiales, Aspergillaceae. The coding region runs from base 1 to 192 and encodes 63 amino acids. The record is from RefSeq and is a predicted model, not a curated record. The transcript has a single exon.
AUGAAGCCCGCUCAGGAUGUUUGCGCCGCGAGCAAGGACAUGCUAGAUACCGUUGGCCGCAGCAUCGCAAAUCGCCGUACGAACGUUUCUAACCAAGUCUCUCCUGAGAUUAUGGGAGAUACCAUCGGUUCCGAGCCGGCUCCUCGGCACUUUUACUUGCAUCUGCCUCUGCCUGGAUGUCCUGAUACCUGA